UAUUAUUAUUAUUAUUGUAGUCAUUAAUGUACUUAAUUUAUAUUAUUUAUAUUUCAAAUUUGCAGGAGUUUGAAAACUUUGGAGACAACGUAGACUACUCCGGUAGCUUUGUUACGGAUAGGGAAUUUAUCUCCUUAGAUGAGUUACAUAGUUGGGCCGAUGCGAUAGCAAUAACAAUCGGUUUUCAAUUUACACGUGCUUCUUAUAAAAAGAAAGAAGGACGUUCUAGAGUUAGUGUCUAUUUAAGAUGUCACCGCUAUGGUAAUAUUAGGAGUGAUGUACAUAAUCUAGAUAAUACUGCCCGACCUGGUUCUAAAAGUAGAAGUUGCGGGUGUAAAUUUAUGAUUUUAGGAAGUAGUCGUAAACCACCAGAAAGACCUUGGACGGUAAGGGUGUGUCCUGGUGAAAAGGGAAAACAUAACCACCCGUUCUUGGUGUACAGAGAUGGUCAUGUAAGGGCAAAUAGGAUUAAUGUAGACAUUCGGGAGCACAUACGACAGCUUAGUGCAACCGGAACGCAACCGGCCUUUAUUAUGAAUUCUAUUAGAGAUAAUUUUCCUGGUUUUUAUGCUAGUAUGAAUCAGAUAUAUAAUAUUAGACAAUCAAUAAGGAGAGAAGAGAUGGAGGGUAGGACUCCCCUUCAACACUGUCUUCAUAUGGCCACAGAACUUAAUUAUGUGGUAUGGACAGACUUGGAUAACGAAGGGCAAUUGAGCAGACUAUUAAUUGCAAAUCCUACCUCUAUCCAAAUGAUACGUACGUGGCCGUAUGUUGUGCUGAUAGAUACAACGUACAAAACGAACAAACAAAAGUGGCCACUAUGUGAAGUGAUCGAAAUGACGCCAACCAAUCACAAUUUCUUGGUUGCGUUUUGUUUGAUGCGAGAUGAGGCGGCUGUGUCGUAUUCGUGGGUGCUGCAGGGAUUGAGAGAUAUUUUCGACACUGCUCAGACUCCUAGCGUCAUUGUAACCGAUCGAGACGAAGGUUUAUCUGCAGCUAUUCGUGACGUCUUCCCAGAUGUGCGGCAUUUGUUAUGCAUCUGGCAUAUUGGCAACGACGUUGAGAACAUGGUGGACAAGUUGUGUGGCGGCAAGAAAAAUCAACAAGGGCAGGUAUUCAGGAUAAGUAGAUGGAACCCCUUGGUUGAAAGUUCUACGAUCGAGGAAUAUGAAGAUAAAUGGCAAGAGAUCGUCAGUACGUGGUCGGUUAGGAACAAAAAGGUCGUUCGGUAUUUGACUGGAACAUGGAUUCCACUAAGAGAGAAAUUUGUCCGUGCGUGGACGAAUGAUUGUUUACACUUGGGUAACCGGACUACCAGCAGAAUUGAAAGCCAACACUCUUCUUUUAAGUAUUACCUUGGUAGCGGUAAUAGCUCAUUCGAUACCCUUUUCAAAACGGCGCACGCACAGAUUACAAAUCAGCAAGCUACAAUCCGACAAGCGCUACAGGAUUCCAUGUCUUCUGUACAAAGAUCGAUGCGACAGCAUUACUUUAGACCUCUAUAUCGCCACGUAUCUCUCUAUGCCUUGGAGCAGCUCCAGCUUGAGUAUAACCGCAUGUUAGAACUCGGUGAUUUUGUGUUUAACAAAUGUGGUUGUGUACUUCAACAAACCCAUGGAUUGCCGUGUGCAUGUUAUUUACAUAUGUCCAUCGGAUCACAUGGUGCUUUGUAUUUGGAUGACAUUCAUGAAUUCUGGAGUACUUUGAGGUACACCGAGGUAGGAGACGAAACCGAUGAAGGAGUACGAUACCCGAACGCCAAUGACAAAGAGUACUUUCAAUCUCUGGUCGAUGAAGUCCUCAAAUCUGAUCCCGCUGUUGUUCGCCGAAUGUCUCAGUUACUUGAAUAUGAACUACACCCAGAUGGCGCGGAAAUACCUGAGCCUUACGCUAGUCCACCGAGAAAGGGAAGACCAAGCACAAGUAAAAACAUGAGAAGGAGAAAAAGUUCAUUUGAAUAUAGCAGAUCAUCCUCUCGCGGUCGAGGGUCUAGAUCUUCUUCCCGCGGGAGAUCUAGUGGCAGAUCUAGUGGUCGAGAGACGCAAUCCUCAGUAGGAUUUAAGUUCAGUUUCAACUUAUCCGAUGAUCCUGGAGGUCGAGAUUUUUCACACUUUUCAUGGCCUAACUACAUCCCAUUUAUCCUUCCUCCUUACUUGUUCGACUGGAUUAAUGUGUUAGGUGAUGGUAACUGUGGAUUUAGAGCAAUUGCCGUCACAGAGCUGUGA
This is a messenger RNA of Amaranthus tricolor (Joseph's coat), 2225 nucleotides long. RefSeq names its product protein FAR-RED IMPAIRED RESPONSE 1-like. The record is from RefSeq and is a predicted model, not a curated record. Gene Ontology annotation, biological process: regulation of DNA-templated transcription. Lineage: Eukaryota; Viridiplantae; Streptophyta; Magnoliopsida; Caryophyllales; Amaranthaceae. The coding region runs from base 27 to 2225 and encodes 732 amino acids. The transcript is spliced from 3 exons.